GUGCGUUUAUGUAAUCAACAGCUGAUUGCUGAUUAGAAGUGUACAAUAUUUUUGUACUUGUUGAAAGAGAAUUGUAGAAGCAAUUUUUUUUAUUACCCCCCAAAGUGCCUGUUACCCGUUUGUUUUUUAUCCAGUUAAAAUGUCAAUAAGUUUACGUUUCGUCUCAAAAUCCCUCACCAACUUGUUGCCACGUUGUGUUGCUGCAGCCGUACCACAACACACCAGAGGAGCGGCAUACUAUCCAGUCAACGACAAAUUCUACGGCCUGAAUGAGGAACAACAGAAAUUGCGUGAGAUCGCUUUCAAUUUCUUUCAAAAAGAAUUGGCACCAUACGCCAAGGAAAUCGACAAGAAUGACAAUUUCAAAGAUCUGCGCGCAUUUUGGCAGAAAAUGGGCGAAUUGGGCUUCCUAGGCAUCACAGCUGAGUCGGAUUUCGGCGGCACCGGUGGCACUUACCUCGAUCAUUGUAUUAUCAUGGAGGAGAUUUCCAGAGCUGCCGGCGGCGUAGCGCUCUCCUACGGUGCGCACUCCAAUCUCUGCGUGAAUCAGCUCACGAAAAAUGGCACACAGGAACAAAAGGAAAAAUAUCUGCCUAAAUUGUGCAGUGGCGAGCAUAUGGGUGGUUUGGCCAUGUCCGAGCCAGGUUCCGGCUCCGAUGUGGUCUCGAUGAAGUUGCGCGCUGAGAAAAAGGGUGACUACUAUGUGCUCAAUGGCAGUAAAUUCUGGAUUACCAACGGCUCAGAUGCAGAUACGCUGAUUGUAUAUGCCAAGACGAAUAGCGGUGUUGCGGACAAACAUGCCAUUACGGCAUUUAUCGUGGAGACGGCGUGGGAAGGUUUCAGUGUGGCACAGAAACUCGAUAAAUUGGGCAUGCGUGGCAGCAGCACGUGCGAAUUGGUCUUCCAGGAUCUCAAAGUGCCGGCUAAGAAUAUUUUGGGUCAAGAGAAUAAGGGCGUCUACGUGUUGAUGUCUGGUUUGGAUUAUGAACGCCUAGUGUUGGCCGCCGGCCCAGUGGGUCUUAUGCAAGCUGCCAUCGAUGUCUCCUUCGACUAUGCGCAUCAACGCAAACAAAAGGGUCAACUCAUUGGCGAAUUCCAACUGAUGCAGGGCAAAAUGGCCGAUAUGUAUACCACUUUGAGCGCCUGCCGUUCGUACCUAUAUGCUGUGGCGCGUUCUGCCGACUGCGGUGAGCGCAGUUCAAAGGAUUGUGCUGGUGUCAUUCUGUACUGUGCUGAGAAGGCCACACAAGUGGCGUUGGAUGCCUUACAAAUACUUGGUGGUAAUGGUUACAUCAAUGAAUAUCCGACCGGUCGCAUAUUGCGUGAUGCUAAAUUGUAUGAGAUCGGUGCUGGCACCUCGGAGAUUCGUCGUUGGUUGAUCGGUCGCCAGUUGAAUCAGGAAUACAAGUAAACGUUGCGGUGAAUUUGCGGUUGUGAUUUGUGCCUUUUGGAAAACGUAUCUAAGAUAUAUUAACGAACAGACUAUUUGUUGCAUUUAUUUUGUACGCGUGUACAGUUACAUAUAUUGUAUGUGUGAAUAAUAUACUAUUCUCCAAUAAACUUAUUUCUUUAUAUAUUAAAUAUA
Messenger RNA from Zeugodacus cucurbitae (melon fly), 1585 nucleotides. Its product is annotated as isovaleryl-CoA dehydrogenase, mitochondrial. Gene Ontology annotation, cellular component: mitochondrion. Gene Ontology annotation, molecular function: 3-methylbutanoyl-CoA dehydrogenase activity; flavin adenine dinucleotide binding. Lineage: Eukaryota; Metazoa; Arthropoda; Insecta; Diptera; Tephritidae. The transcript is spliced from 3 exons. Bases 140 to 1411 code for a protein of 423 amino acids. The record is from RefSeq and is a predicted model, not a curated record. Gene Ontology annotation, biological process: L-leucine catabolic process.